Molecule: messenger RNA, 1068 nt
Organism: Tilletiopsis washingtonensis
Lineage: Eukaryota; Fungi; Basidiomycota; Exobasidiomycetes; Entylomatales
Product: aldo/keto reductase
Exons: 7
Coding region: 1-1068 (355 amino acids)
Cellular component (GO): cytoplasm
Source: RefSeq, a predicted model, not a curated record
AUGUCGCAGCAGCCCAUGCACAGCGUCGCCCUCGGCGGCGACGCCAAGGACAUCCACAUCGCCCAGAUCGGCUACGGCUCGAUGCACACCUGGGGCGCCAAGCCCGUGACCGACGGCGAGAUCCUCGAGACGCUCAAGGCCGCUAUCGAGGGCGCCGCGCCGCACAAGCUGCUCUUCAACGGCGGCGCCUUCUACGGCCCGCCGCACGAUGCCGGCGCCAACCUGCGCAUGAUCAAGAACCUCUUUGCCAAGUACCCCGAGCUGCGCGAGCGCACCGUGCUCUGCAUCAAGGGCGGCUUCGUCAUGAAGGACUACAUCGAGAAGGGCAUCGCCGGCGUCAAGAACGACGCCUCGGAGGAGAAUCUGCGCGAGGACCUGCGCCGCAUCACCGAGGAGCUUGGCGGCGACAAGCCGGACAUCUACGAGCUGGCUCGCGUCGACAAGAAGAUCCCCAUCGAGGAGCAGAUGAAGACGAUGGCCAAGCUGCGCGACGAGGGCCUCUUUGGCCACAUCGGCCUGUCCGAGGUCGCCGCCGAGACGAUCCGCCGUGCCGUCAAGAUCACCAGCAUCGCCUCCGUCGAGGUCGAGUACUCGAUGUUCGAGACGACGAUCGAGGACAACGGCGUGCUGGCCGUCUGCGAGGAGCUGGCGAUUCCCAUCUUUGCCUACUCCGUCACGGGCAAGGGCAUGCUGACGGGCACGCUCAAGAAGCGCAGCGACCUGGCGCCGGACGACAUCCGCCUGCACCAGGACCGCUUCUCGGAGGAGAAUUUCCCGCUCAACGUCAAGCUCGGCGAGGCCGUCGCUGCGCGUGCCGAGAAGCGCGGCCAGACGGGCAGCCAGCUGGCCAUCGGCUGGGCCAUUGCCGCGUCGAAGAAGCGCAUCGUCGUGCCGAUCCCGCAGACGACCAAGGUCUCGCGCGUCGAGGAGAACUUUGUGCCUGGCCGUCCCGGCAACGAGUUGACCGCGGAGGACCAAGCCGAAGUCCGCAAGCUGCUCAAGGAGAUCGGCGUGGCGGGCGAGCGCUACAACGCCGCCGCGCGCGAGCACAUGAACCUGUGGGGCUAG